CGCUCGCGGCCUACUGUACCUGGCCUGGCGCGUUCCGGUUCCGGGAAAAACAGUUUUCGAUUUUACGUAUUCACUUUUUAUAUAUAUUUUUUUAUUAAAGUUUAUACUGUGUAUUCUAUUUUUAAAUGUUAUAAGUAGUACAUAUUGUUGCUUCUGUUUGAUCACAACAUUUUUAUUUCUUUUUCAACUUUUUUAUUUUAAUUGUGUUUAUUAUAUUUAAAUUUAGAAUUCUUAUAUCUUUAUUUAUAGAUAAAUAUAUAAUUAAGAGAUACAAUGUAACAAUUAAGUUUUUAUGAGAACUAAGUGAUAAAAUGGACUCGAAAGUGAAAUUGAAAUGACUGAAAAAUGAUGUGAAAUGAUGGCAGUCAAAAGACUUAUCAUAGUGUGGGCGGUAUGGCUCGUGUUGCCAUUGGCAACGGGCCAUCUCAACGUGCUCAUCAGUAAGGUGGAAGUAAUGAAGCUAUUAGGUCUAGAUGCGGAACUGUACUAUGUUAGGGAAGGGGUGGUAAACACUUAUGCUACCGGUUUCAUAGUACCGGUACCGGCGCAUAUAGCUGACCUCGAGUUCAUGUGGCAAGCGCUCGGUAGAAGACCUCUUCCAUAUGUGAUGGGCAUAGACUACGAGAGCCGAGGCGCCAUGCUGCCGCCACAAGUCAAUAUCUCCGAGCGGGGCCUGGUACCUACCACGUUGCAGACUUUUAGAGUUCGCUUGCCAUGCACCGGCACACGGAGUGCUGAAAUACUUGUGACCAUCCAACUCAAUAUAUCAGCACCAGAUCGCGCGCACAAGGACGUCAGAUUAUUAUUCAAAAGGAACAAAAUUUGUUGGAAAGGUAUGUCAUCAAUAGUGACGCACAAUGAAACAGCCCGGCUAGCUGGUGACGCGUCUCGAGACUCCAGUGGUGUUUUGUUCGUGGCUGGUGGGUGUGCAGCUGCAGCUCUAGCGUUGUUGGCCGCAGCGGCGGCAGCUGGCACCCUGUACAAAAGAGGUAGCAAGCAGAGGCAUCAUGACUCCAUACAUACUUCGUACACAACAGCUGCGUACGGCAGCCAUCAGAACGUAUUGCUGCGGCUCGAUACACUAGGCCGACCACCGAGUUCGACAGGCUCGUACGCCACUAUAGCCAGUCUACACAAAUUUCCUUUUGGAAGUCGGAGAUCUCCCUCGCCAUAUGCCACAACUCAUAUUGGAGAGCAUAUUUAUGCUAAACCAGAGUCACGGGUGUCAUACUAUGCGGCUUCAAAUCUUACGCAUGUUUCUCAGCAAACAACUAAAGACCGGAUUACUGAUCCAGCAGAACAACUGCAGUAUCUUACAACUGCUCGUGCAAAUAUACGUCUUGAAAUAUUAGUCCACGAAGGCACAUUUGGAAGGGUUUAUAAAGGAGUAUUUAAAAAGGAGGAUACGUAUGAAGAAGUUAUUGUAAAAACUGUAUCAGAAGCGGCGUCGGCAAUGCAAGCAGCUUUGCUGGUUGCUGAAGGUUUGCGACUCUGCGGGCUAGUUCAUGCUAAUGUGCUUGCGCCUAUGGCGGCUUGUGCUGAAGAAGCAAGAAGGCCGCUUUUAGUUUAUUGUUGUGUCUCACACUCUUCUAAUCUUAAGAGAUUUCUUACAUCCUGUCGACUGGGACAUCAAGCCGCACCAGCUACAAGAGAAUUGGUGGAUUUGGGUGCACAAGUAGCUUGUGGUUUAGCAUACUUACAUGUUCAGAGAUUAGUACACGCCGAUAUCGCUGCCAGAAACUGCAUAGUCGAUGAGAAAUUGAGACUGAAAGUGACAGACAAUGGUCUAUCACGAGAUUUAUUUCCUGACGAUUAUCAUUGUCUUGGAGAUAACGAAAAUAGACCGGUGAAAUGGAUGGCUCCUGAAACUUUGUUGCAGAACCAAUACACUACUGCGUCUGAUGUGUGGUCAUUAGGUAUAACAUUAUGGGAAUUAUCUACGUUAGGUGCAUCUCCACUAACUGAAUUAGACGCAGCUGAUGUUGGUGCUUUUCUUAAUGGGGGGUACAGGCCAUCUCAACCUCAUAAUUGUCCUGAUGAAUUGUAUGGCCUAAUGUCUUGGUGCUGGACAAUGUCGGCGUCUGCUCGUCCAACGGCUCCGCAACUCUUAGCCGCCCUCCACGACUUUAGGCAAGCUCUUAGCACUUACAUUUAAUACUUACGGCUUUGUAUCUCUUAUCUCGAAGAAACAAGUACGUAGAUAUCUAUAUUGAAACAUUCUAGUAUCUGACUUUGUACAUUUCAAUAUUUCUAAACUAAAACAACUUGUCAAUUGUCACACACAUCCUUGGUACUAUUUUUCUUUACAUUACAUCUUUACCAAAGUGCCUGCCAAAGAUUUUGAACGUUACGCAAUAUUAGUUUUUGAUUUCAUAAAUAGCAAUUAGAUAAUUCCAGUAGAAGUCUAACAAUUUAGAUAUUAUAAAUUUUACACCACAUCUCUGUAAUAUCGUCAGCACAGCAUUAUAUGAAUACAUAUGAAGGCCUAGUACUUAAUUACCAUGUUUUUCAAUCACAACAAUAACAGUCGAAUGAUAUAUGCAUUGCAGUAAAUUGUGUUUACAAUAGUCAACAUUGGUAUGGCCUCAUCUAGCGAUAGAGUAGGCAAUAAUAGUCCGUUAAUCGAAUACGUUUUGUUUAAUCACUUUGCUUUAUUUCGUUUAAUGUUGUAUCCAUUUACAAAUAAACCGAAGUGUUCGUUUUAAUGUAAACCUUAGGGACAUGACAACAAAGUCAAUAUUAAUAUUACCAAAAGUUGUUUUAAGCUUGGAUGUGAAUAUUAUGGAAUAGUUAAUAUUAUAGUAUUAAAACCAAAUAUAUAAAUAACUGUGCUAAUAUUAAUCGAGGAUGAAGUCUAGACGUAUUUUAACUAAGAAAGUGAUAUACAUGUAAGUAAAUAUAAAUAUUAUUCACCAUUUCAUGGGAAUGGGUGUAGAGUUGAAAAUGCUAGAUGAUGUCGUUUAGAACUUAGGUGAAAUAGUUAAUAUAAGUGGUUGGAAAUGCUGUAAUAUUUCAACUUAAUUGUAUAUAAACUGCAUGUUCAUUCAUAUGAAUUAACUAUAUUUCCUUAGGUUGUGCUGAAAGUUUCUGAAUUAAUAGAUACAUAACUUAAACAAUUGAAUCUUCAACAAGUUGAAUAUUUUAUGCAAAAUCCGUUACUGCCUGUAAGUGCUAUAAUUAAUUUGUAUUCGAUAAAAAACCGAUUUUAUUUAUGACAAAACUGGUUAUUUGCAGGCGGUUUGGCAUAUGCAGGUUUUGGUAAUGUUUUAAAGUAGACGCCGCUACCCAUUUAUCGACCAUUAAGUUCCCUUAUAGUUGCUUCUUACGACACCAAUGGGACUUGCUUUUAUAUUGUUGAUUAGGUUCAGAAACUUUCAAAACGGCUCACAUAUGACGUAACCAAAAACAAUUUAAACAACAAUUUUGUAAAUAAACACGACUAUAUGAGCAGAAAUACGCUAUUAAUCCAAUUGUUUAAAAUUGUAUAUACGAGUACAUACGAUUCGAUGCGAAAGGAAUUUAGUUUUAAAUAUACUGAAGUUAUAGCUAGGCUGAAUAAUUGAAACAGUCUAGAGUAUGACGGGGACGUUUUUAAAUAAAGGAUAUAGUAUUGGAUUUACCAUACAAUAUAAGUUUUCUCAUCAGAGAAUAUAAGAUUGAUUGUCGAAAAACCUAGUUUUUACAGAGAAUGUAUAAAUAUAAAUUGAUGUUUAUUAUACGAGUUUAGGUUAAGUUCCUGAGGACAAAAAGUCCGUCCAGGCCCGCAAAAGGAUCAACACCAAAACAGUAGUUAGUCAUGGCAUCGUUGGCGAUCUGGUUUCGACGAA
Galleria mellonella (greater wax moth) is the source of this 3827-nucleotide messenger RNA. It is a transcript of the gene Drl-2, whose product is annotated as tyrosine-protein kinase Dnt. The record is from RefSeq and is a predicted model, not a curated record. Gene Ontology annotation, biological process: positive regulation of kinase activity; multicellular organism development; axonogenesis. The transcript is spliced from 13 exons. Gene Ontology annotation, molecular function: ATP binding; protein kinase activity. NCBI's taxonomy places the organism in Eukaryota, Metazoa, Arthropoda, Insecta, Lepidoptera, Pyralidae. Gene Ontology annotation, cellular component: signaling receptor complex. The coding region runs from base 356 to 2155 and encodes 599 amino acids.